GGUCUCUGCUUGGUCCUCAGCGACUGGCUGGCUGGUGUGGAUCGGGAGAGGUGAGAGGUGAGAGUCCGCCUCUCUGGAGCCCUCCAGGAAAUGACCCCUGGGGCUGGCGGGGGACCUUGGGUGAUUGUGCAGGACAAUGGACAAUGGGGCUGAAUUUCCAGAGCCAAGUGCUUCUGCUGCCCCACGGCCCCUCGGCUAAGCCCACUGGUGGGCUGGGCUAUAAAGCCUGGCCUCCUGGGGCUGGGAUUCCUGUGCUGGGAGCUGGGCGGCAGGCAUGGCCUCGAAGUGCAUCCUGCUGGGCCAGGUCCUGCCGCUCCUCUGGGUGUCCGUGGCUGGGGCCGAGGUUCUGCUGCAGCCCGAUUUUGAUGCCAAGAAGUUCUCAGGCCUCUGGUACGUGGUCUCCGUGGUCUCCGACUGCAAGGUCUUCCUGGGCAAGAAGGACCACCUGCUGAUGUCCACUAGGACCAUCGAGGCCAUGGCGGGUGGCAACCUCAGUGUCCACAUGCAGUUCCCUCGGGCUGACGGCUGUCACCUGCUGGACACCGAGUACCUGAGGGCGGGCUCCGAGGGCCACUUCAGAGUUCCAGCCCUGGGCUACCUGGACGUGCGCAUUGCGGACACAGACUACAGCUCGUUCGCCGUGGUCUACAUCUACAAGGAACUGGAGGGAGCCCUCAGCACCAUGGUGCAGCUCUACAGCCGGACCCAGGAAGCAAGUCCCCAAGCUGUGAAGACCUUCCGGGACUUCUACCCCACGGUGGGGCUCGAGGAUGACAUGAUGGUCAUGGUGCCCAAGUCAGAUACGUGCUCCUCUGGGGACAAGGAAGCUCCCUGACACCUGUGGAGGCCCACCUCGGCCCUUUGCAGGGCCAGCUGGAGCAGCAGACCUUGUCGUCCCGAGUUGUCCGGACCCACCGUCCUCCU
Molecule: messenger RNA, 924 nt
Organism: Enhydra lutris kenyoni (northern sea otter)
Lineage: Eukaryota; Metazoa; Chordata; Mammalia; Carnivora; Mustelidae
Product: lipocalin 15
Exons: 7
Coding region: 275-835 (186 amino acids)
Molecular function (GO): small molecule binding
Source: RefSeq, a predicted model, not a curated record